This is a messenger RNA of Cryptococcus wingfieldii CBS 7118, 852 nucleotides long. RefSeq lists its product as hypothetical. The record is from RefSeq and is a predicted model, not a curated record. Gene Ontology annotation, molecular function: protein tyrosine phosphatase activity. The coding region runs from base 1 to 852 and encodes 283 amino acids. Lineage: Eukaryota; Fungi; Basidiomycota; Tremellomycetes; Tremellales; Cryptococcaceae. Gene Ontology annotation, biological process: protein dephosphorylation. The transcript has 4 exons.
AUGUCUUCAAGGAUACACCGCAACUUUGCCAUUCUCGCACAGCGAGAGCAGGUCCGGCUGGAAAACUCGGCAGCAUACUCUGCCAACCCCAAAGAGGUGCAUCCCUUCUAUUCGGUCAAGAACUCGCUCGCCCACAGGCAUGACAACCGCUACUCCAACAUUCUCGCAUACGACAGGACAGCUGUAGUCGUGAACGGCAACUAUCUCAAUGCAAAUGUGGUAGACGACGGCAAGGGGGGUUUAUGGGUCGCUGCUCAGGCGCCUCCCCCACGAGCGUUUGACUUAUUUUUCAGGGCCAUAUAUACGGGGGCUGCCAUAGGAAAGCAGCCAAAAGAUGCUCUGAUUGUACAGCUCACAGGCUGGGAAGAACGAGGAAUUACCAAGGCGGAUCCGUACCUGGAUCACAAGAUGGACGGCAUCGUACCGCUGAUUACGGGCAGGUACCGCCUGGAGGGGCUCUCCAGCACACUGUCCGAGAUGGUUCUGCAAGGCGAGGACAGAAGCGUGAACUUGCAUCAUUACCAUUUCGAUGCUUGGCCAGACCAUGGUGUGCCGAAAGGGCCAGGAGUGCAAGCCCUUCGGGCAUUGGUGCUGGAGAUUGAGGCAAAGAGAAAGGAGCUAGACUGCGAAGUAUGGGUGCACUGUUCUGCUGGCGUCGGGCGUACCGGCACGUUCAUCGCACUGUCGUCACUUCUCACGCCUGGAGUAGCAUUCCAUAAGUCCCCUUUAGGCUUGCUUCCUGAGGCGAUACACGAUGACAUGGUGGCGCAGACUGUGGACACGAUCAGAGAAAGUCGGGGAAUGUUGGUGCAGAACCUAGAGCAGUACAACUUGAUUUAUGAGAUGCAAUGA